Molecule: messenger RNA, 2599 nt
Organism: Pyricularia oryzae 70-15
Lineage: Eukaryota; Fungi; Ascomycota; Sordariomycetes; Magnaporthales; Pyriculariaceae
Exons: 7
Coding region: 66-2243 (725 amino acids)
Biological process (GO): interstrand cross-link repair; double-strand break repair via nonhomologous end joining; protection from non-homologous end joining at telomere
Molecular function (GO): damaged DNA binding; 5'-3' DNA exonuclease activity
Source: RefSeq, a predicted model, not a curated record
GUUUCAUCAAUCACAUUCAUCUCUUUCCAAUCGGAGAAAAACAUGUCACCAAACAGUCGACGAAAAUGUCUACCUUUGACGGCAUCAUUAGAGAGUUCCCUGACAUUCGAGUGGAUUUCUUCCGAAACAACGGGCUCCGGCCACCACUUGCUUGCUUCUUGAGCCAUGUGCACAGCGACCAUUUAGCCGGGUUGGAGUCGCUUAGGUCCCCCUUUGUGUACUGCUCAGCGGCUACCAGGGAACUGCUGUUACGUCUGGAAAGAUACCCCUGCCGCAUCAAUUAUGCCAAAGGUAUUCUGGAGGCGCGAGUCCAGACAUACAAGCACCUCAAGAACUUGUUGAAACCCAUUCCGCUUGACACGCCAACUCAGAUUGAGCUGGCGCCGGGAAAGAGCAUCGGUGUUACUUUACUCGAUGCGAAUCACUGCACUGGAGCUGUAAUGUUUCUCUUUGAGGGUGACGGAAAAGCGGUUCUCUAUACAGGAGACAUCAGAAGUGAGCCAUGGCAUGUCAACUCGAUUGCUCGAAAUCCAUGCAUGAUGGAAUAUUCUGCAGGGAUCAAGACACUGAGCCGCAUUUAUCUGGAUACAUCCAACACUGAAGACAUUGCAUUUCCUUCGAAGGACGCUGGGCUCAAAGAGCUGCUGGAGAAGCUCAAGAGCUACCCGAAAGACACCAUAUUCCACUUUAAGGCUUGGACCUUUGGGUAUGAGGAUGUGUGGAUAGCACUCUCAAAAGCGCUCGACUCUCCCAUCCACGUCGACGACUACAAGAUGCAGCUAUACAGAUCUCUUGUGACAAAAGGAAAUCCCAAGGAUCCCUACGCGACCCAGUUCCAUAUGAGUCCAGAAGUGGCUGCAUUGGUCGGUUUUAUGUGUGGCAACACAGCACAUCCUGGAUGCCUUACCAGGGAUGUGAAUGUGCGUCUGCACAGCUGCGAGAAGGGAAACUACUGCAAAACUGUUCGAGACGCCGAGGCCGCGGGCACCAUCGUGCAUAUCGAGCCCAUAAUCACCAGACUUGCGGGAGGCGAAGAGGUUGCUGAGAUGGGGAUUGGUGGCGGCGGUGACGACCUGGAGCGCGAGGCUGAACUCGACUCGUUCGCACUCCAGGACAUUGGGGGUUUAUUGCAAAUUAUAUCCCAAAACCAGGCAAUCGAGGACAGCGUCAAGAUCAAAAUCAAGGAUUUCUUGAUGAAUGCGAUCGGAACCAGGCGUAAUGUCAGUCUCGACAUGGCGAUGGACCUUUUUGAUGAUAGCAAUGAAGCAGAUCUCAACAAGGCGGUUGACAGCCUGGCUUGUAAAAAGUUCACUUUGACCUCUAGGCUGGACAAAGCAUUGCCCGAGAAGCGUCCAGCCGUGGUAACUGUUGAAGAUGGCGCCGAGCAGAUCUUGCCCAGACGAGUGAGGUUUCCGUAUUCGAGGCACUCCUCCUAUCCAGAACUUUGCCAUUUGGUCGAGAGGUUUCGCCCGAUGGACGUGUGGCCUUGCACUUACAAUACAAAAGAAUGGCUUCAGCAUGGCCUUAGUAUCAAGUCUCUGUUUGGCGAGUAUUGCUCUGGAGAUGUAUUUGAGCACGAUAGAAUCCAAGCGCACUUUGCCUCGCGAUCGAAAGCAGGUGAAAUCGAGCACAACACCGAUAGCCAGUCCAGCGCGAUUACCCAAAGAUCGGACGAAACAGGCUACCAGCCUAGUCAAGAAAUCGAACAAGGUCGGCAGCUCCCGACGGUUUCCAAGGACAGCCGACAUGACCAGGGCCCCGGUCCCUGGUACACAUCAGAGAUGAUCCAUUCGACAUCGGACGACCCGAUUGCGACAAGUCAUCAACACAAAAGAAAGUUUGCCGCAUUUGCUGGUUCCGACCUGGCUAACCUUAAUGGUCGCGACCAAGGUAGUAUUGAGAAUGAGGAUAUAGACAAUCAUCCAGAAGAUGUAUUCCUGCACGACUCGCAAAGCUCUUCAGUCUCGGAAAGCGCAAUGGCAACUCGCAGGGCUGCUUUCAACGCGGUACUAGGGGCUACCACGUUCAUCAGGGGACAGGUCGAGUACCAUGGAAUCCCAUUACUCUCCACGACCGAUGCCCACUCCCGCAGCGAGAUUGAAUUGGGGAAUCCCAAACUGCGGAGAGCUCCAUGCUUUGAACGUGCUGGAAGCGACUUGUCACGGGAGCUGAUAUCCACAGCGAAUAACAACUCGGAAGCGGAUGCGGAGAUUGGGACAUCGCGAGAAGAGGAGUUCGUCUAGGCAUUGACAAAUCAAGCAUGUGAUUCAAUGGAUGAACUUUCCUAAUAGUCUGGAGCGUUGAAAUAGGAAGCCUGGCGUACGUCAUCCUUCCUCGAUCCAUCACAUGGGUUGGGGUAAUGUAACACAGUCCCCGCAUUCACUGCCGCCCCGGUAUACAUUGUCCCGAGUCGCCAAUAACAACGUGUCACGACUAUAUUUUCCCACGCAUUAAGAUUAGCUGAAGCGAGAUGAUUCAAAUGGACUACACUCAAUCCAGUUCUGCAGUAUUUGCAACCCUUUCUCCACCAAAUUGUCAGUUGACCAAGUGCCCGUGAGCACAUGGCAAGCUGGGGCUGUGAAUAAAACAACAAAGGUCG